CCCGGAGCUGGGCGAGGGCUAGGGUGCUCUGUGGUUUCCGCCACGCCCUGGCCGGUGCGCGUGGGCGGCGGGAGGGGGCGGCCCCCGAGCGCCCCUCGCCACCGCCCGCGCCGCUCCGGCCUCCCGCUCGGGACGCACCACCCUCCGUCUCCGUCUCCGCCCCCAGGACCUGCGGCUGCUGGCUUCCAGCGCCGCUUCUCCAGCCGGCGGUGCGAUGGGCUGCGGGAACUCUACCGCCACCAGCGCGGGCGCGAGCCGAGGCUCUGCAGGAGCAGCUAAAGAUGGAACAGAAGAAUCGAUAGCAGAAGAUGACAAGAGGAGAAACUACGGAGGAGUGUAUGUCGGUCUCCCAUCUGAAGCUGUCAAUAUGGUAUCGAGUCAAACAAAGACAGUCCGAAAAAAUUAGAAGACAAACACAUGACUCAAUAAUCAGCAGCCUGCUCGUCAAGAUUUAGAAGGUAUUCCGCUCCGUGGGGCGUUGUAGCGUGCAUAGACGUUUCCAAGGAGAUUCCAAACAAUACCUUGCCCCCCGCCCCCACCUCCUCAGAAUGUGUAAGUCGGCAGUUCAGACCACGGGUGCACGUUGAGCGCUGCGGCACCAGAAAGGACUCGGCUGAACGGGACACUCGGGGAUGGAACGUUCUGCGGCCGCCUGCAGGGACCAGCUAAUGGACUGCCGCCGCCCAGCGAGCCGGCUCCGCGCCAGCAGCGUGUCGGCCCUGCCGUUCCACGCCGUUCGUGAAGAUGGUGUCUUUUCACGGAUGCUUUUUUGGAUAGUUUUUAUAUAACAAAAUCCUCAUUCUAUUUGUAAUUUAAGAUAAGGAGGCACUAUACAUGAGUAACCUGAAGUCGUAUAUUUGCCUGUGAUCUUUCACUGUUUCUACUUCACAUUGAUUUUCAGCUGUAGGAUUGUUAAGUUGAUUCUUACGGUUCUCUCUUGCCCUUUUUUACUAUUUGGUUUUCAGCUUUAUUUAAGUGUCAGAAGUUUUCCUUUAUUAGGAACAGUGUGUGACAUUGCAUAUACUGUUUAAAAGGAGCCGCUGAAACUGGCAUGUCAUGUACACAUUUUGAUCAACUUCCGGUUUUCUUUAGUCCAAGGCUCUGGGACUGCAGACCCCUCCCCCAUGUCGGGUCUCCCAUUCUGCCCCUGAGUGAACACGGCAUCUCAUCACGUUCCUUCUGUCCUGUUUCACGGACUUGUGACUGAUGGUCAGUGGGAUAUUGGGGGAGUUUUUCAUGUGAUAAGGACCAUGUGUAUCCAUGUACUAUUGCAAUGCGAAUUACUCAAUUUACCAAUGUAUUUCAAUAAUUAAAACAUUUUUAUCCCUCUUUA
Molecule: messenger RNA, 1333 nt
Organism: Phyllostomus discolor (pale spear-nosed bat)
Lineage: Eukaryota; Metazoa; Chordata; Mammalia; Chiroptera; Phyllostomidae
Gene: C2H12orf75
Product: chromosome 2 C12orf75 homolog
Exons: 6
Coding region: 215-406 (63 amino acids)
Source: RefSeq, a predicted model, not a curated record